AAGUUCUUGAUUUAGUACUAUCUGCUCCAUGGACAUCACAUUGAAUCCUAAUUAUUGGCGUUAAUCGGGCAAACGCGGACGCGGACACGAGCUCCGAGGCAGAAUGAACGCACCUGGCAGCGAUAUUCGCACUCGCUGAAGCCCGCGUACUGAAGCGCGCGGUCUCAGCGCAGUCCACUUCACGAGGGUCUCGUCUGACCGACGCGCGGCGAAGAGAGGCGCGCGCGCGCGCGCCGGCUCCUGCUUGGCAAGCGCAUAUAAAAUCCAACCUCCAGUACGGCUUCUGCUUCUCGUCUGCACGCGGGUGCAGCCAAUCUGCACGCGGGUGCUGCCAAUGUCCUUCAACUUCUGAGACACCGGAGGCACGUAAAAGGAGAUUCGCCCGUCGGCGAGGCAAAUGCAAGACCCGCGGGUAACAGGAACAAAAACUGGCAAGAGGACGUCCCUUCUGUCUACAUUGGACAGGGUGUAUUCCUAUCCAGCGCGUAAACUCAAACGGAUCUAUUGCAUACGUUGAUAAGAUUCACUUUAAAUUACUUGGAUACUGAUGUAGCAUACCUAUCUAAGGUUAAUAAAAUAUUUAGAAUAGAACAGGGCAGAAUUAUAAUAAUAAUUUUAUUAUUAUUAUUAUUAGCGAAAUUGUAAAUCUUCAAGGUGGACUUCUGCCGAUUUACCAAGAAAAAAGGACUGAUAAAAGAAACAACGAACCAAACAAUAAAAAACAAUACAGAAACAUGAGACCCCUGGCUCAAACUUCAUCGGUAUCAAGACUAAUACAGCUGCUAUUCUAUCUCUGCGUCCACCAGACCUCUUGGGAACUGACAGAUGCCAUACAUCCAGACUGUGCCAUCAUUUCCCAGCACAUAAAGGCCCAGGAGCAGUGUCUCCAGAUCCGGAGAGAGGAGGCUCGCAACCGAACCGGGAGAAAAGGCUGUCGGACGGAGUGGGAUGAGAUCCGCUGCUGGCGGCGGGCGGAGGUGGGCCAGGUGGUCAACGUGUCCUGCGCCGAGGUGUCCCAGCUCUUCAGCAACAACCAAGGCUAUAUCAUUAGGAGCUGCACUAAGGACGGCUGGACGGACCUGUACCCCCCCUACGAGGAGGCCUGUGAAUUUCGGGAGGACGAUGAGACUGGGUCUGAGACGACGUACUACUCGACAUUCAAGCAGGUUUACACCGCGGGCUACGCCACCUCGCUCAUCUCCCUCAUAACGGCCAUCUUUGUGUUCACCGUGUUCAGGAAGUUCCACUGCACCAGAAAUUACAUCCACAUGAACCUGUUCGCCUCCUUCAUCCUGCGAGCCAGCUCGGUGUUCAUUAAAGACGGCGUGCUCUUCGCAGCGAGCGUGGCCUGUAAGUCUGCAGUAGCCUUUUUCCAGUUCUGCAUCCUGGCCAAUUACUUCUGGCUGCUGGUGGAGGGCAUGUACCUGCAGACCCUGCUGGCGCUGACCUUCGUCUCUCAGAAGAAGUACUUCUGGUGGUACAUUCUGAUUGGCUGGGGUCUCCCGACAUCCGUGCUGACUGUGUGGGUGCUCACCAGGUACUUUUACGAUGACAGGGGCUGCUGGGAUGACACGGAAAACGAGUUCAUCUGGUGGAUCAUCAAGGGCCCCAUAACCGCCUCACUGCUGGUGAACUUCAUCAUCUUCAUCAACGUGAUCCGGAUCCUGGUACAGAAACUGAAAUCCCCGGGGGUGGGGGGCAACGACACCAGCCACUUCAUGAGGCUGGCCAAGUCCACGCUGUUCCUCAUCCCGCUGUUCGGCAUGCACUACACCGUCUUCGCCUUCCUGCCGGAGAACACCGGGGAGGCGGCGCGGCUCUACAUCGAGCUCGGCCUGGGGUCCUUCCAGGGCUUCGUGGUUGCGCUGCUGUACUGCUUCCUGAACGGAGAGGUGCAGGCGGAGAUGAAGAAGAGGCUGUGGAAGUGGCAGAUGCAGGGCUACCUGAGCGUCACCAAGCGCCGCCGAACCCUCUUCACUGAGAGCAGCACCGUCACACAGAUCUCCAUCCUGGAGAAGUCCAGCCCCAAGGAGCUGCCAUCGUCCGACUGCCAGCACAGUGUGUCGUCUGUCUGAGCCCUGCUUGUGUGUGUGUGUGUGUGUGUGUGUGAGUGUGUGUGUGAGUGUGUGUGUGUGUGUGUGUGUGUGAGAGAGUGUGUGUGUGUGUGUGUGAGUGUGUGUGUGAGUGAGCAUGUGUGUGUGUGUGUGUGUAUGAGAUAGAGCCUGUGUGUGUGUGUGUGUGUGUGUGUGCAAGUGAGUGUGUGUGUGUGUGAGCGUGUGUGUGUGCGUGUGUGUGUGUGUGUGGGUACGUGAGUGUGUGAAAUUCAUUUAAGAAAAAAAAUCUAGAGGAAGGAAGGAAGAGGAGGAAGGACAGGUUCUGCUGACCAUUGGUGCCACAAACAAGCUUCUGGUCCAACGAACACUACCGCUGCCCCAGCAAACAGAAUUUUCCGGCAUGUUCUGGUCAACUUUUCUCAGCGCCUAGAAUCUUCUGGGUACCCCAGGAACACUAUUUGCCUUGAAGAAAAAAAAAAAAGAAUUUCUGCGACUUUUACCUGAUUUUGCUUUGGAUCAAUUAAAAUACCCAGAGGCCUUUUAGGGGCUCGCUGUGACCUCACGCCGCAGCCGUACGGGACCCGUGGCGUCUGUCCAGCGACGUUUGGGGACAGCCGUGCGUCAGUGGGACGGGUCUGCGGUGUGCCAGGUUCCAGCGCUACAGGCAUACCUGCGGCUUCCGCUGGAAGCUGUGUGCGCUUGUGUUUGUCCGUGUGCCCGGCCUGUGGGGUAAUGACCCUCGGUCCUCCUCUUCCUCUUCCUCUUCCUCCUCCUCUUCCUUACCCUCUACCCUGUUGUUCUGCCGUUUGGUUCAGUGCUCACUCCUGGAGCGCACAGCUCCGGUCCUGGAGAGCCGGCGUCUGCAUCCAGGUCUUUUGCCCAGCCGAAUUGCCUGACCAGUUUUAAAUGCCGGCGCUGGUUUUUCACCAAACACGCACGAGCAGCCCGCAGCUAUAGCUCUUGACAUGACUAAUAGUCUCAGAUCACACAUUUGACCGGGAUAAUUCAAGUCAGAACCGGAGCUGGCACAGAACACUGUUACCCAUCAGGCCUUGCUCGUGCAUCCUUGGCAAACAGGAAUCAAAUGUAUCAUUUUGAUUCAGUGAAAUCUUUUUUUUUUUUUUGCAUGCUGUAAGAUCACCUUCUGUUUGAAUGUUCUUUUAAAAAACGCUUUUAAACAAGCUGCUUGUUUUUGCUUCGAGCGGCGGCCUCCAGAGACAGUCUGUUGAUAGUCCAGCUGCACGCGAAGUUGGGGAGGCGCCCUGAAGGUAAAUAUUAGCGUGUGCGGUCUCAGAGCAUCCAGGAGUUCGGCAGACCGGCAGCCUUUCCUGGACCGUGCCCAGUGUCUUAUCACGCGCCCUGUUUGCUUUUCAUCCUCCUCUGGCUGACGGUACCGCGUUUCGACUGAGGGAACCGCGUUCCGGCUGACGGUACCGCGUUCAUAAAUCGAAUGGUGUCUGCAAGUUCGUCUGCCGUCUGGAGACGUUUGCUUUGAGAACUGUAAAACAUAUAUUAACACUGCCUUCUAUCUAUCUACGGACCUACCCGCCAAAUUACAUGGCAAACGAUCAUAAAAUAAAAAAAUGUUCUCGCCUCCCAAGACUAUCUUGAGGAAAGGAUUAUUCUUUUACAAUAAGUACAGUCGUAACAUUGGUGUUUCAUGUGAUGGGAUUAGUUUUCUUUUUGCAUUUAACUUUCUAAUUUUUUUAUUUUUUAAAAUGACAGAUUUGUCCCCCAUUCUUUAAUUCAUUUUUAGGAAAAGUAUUUGUAAAAAUGAAAGAAAUACAAAAUAAAAUGUACUGUUCUCUGUAUAUAGUUAUUUCAAUCUUCGUCAGGAAAAUAUAUAUUUUAAGAUUAUUCCGUAGUGUAUAGAUCUGGAGCACUAGACUGUAAAGAUUAUAUAUGUAUACUUUAUAUUUGUAUAUUAUAUAAUGUAAAUAUCUGUAUGAUCUAUGAUGAUACAUUGCUUAUAUUUCAAUUGGGAAAUUGAAAAUGCACAGAUAUACACAAACACACACACACGCAUCGACCAUAUUGUCAUAAUGUAGUACCGUAGAGUUAUUUUUCUAUGAAAAUUACUGGUAAUUAUUUUAAAGGACAAGAAUUUAAUGAAAGAAUAUCUAACGAGGAAUUCAGUACAGGAAAUGUAUUGAGGUAUAUGGUACAGUGUACAGUGUAAGACUAAAGGCAGUUUUGCUGUUCUUGGUAGAUGAGGUGUAUGUACAUGUAUAGCUUUAUCUAUUUUUAGAGCAAUGGUCUGUGAUCUGAUUAUGAGGAAAAUAAUUUGUCUGUACACUGUUCUGCAAAGAUGUGACAUUUUCAUCUGCUUUUGUUUUCUAAUUGUCUGUCACGCUUCAGAAGACUCGAUGUUCGACUUGAAUUUAAAUAGAAAAGGAUGAUAUUGUGAUUAGAUUAUCUGAAUGGGAUAAUGGUGUUCAUACCUUUUUACUGUUUGUUCUAAAUGGUGAUAAAAUAACACUUUCAGUAA
This is a messenger RNA of Anguilla rostrata (American eel), 4542 nucleotides long. Its product is annotated as pituitary adenylate cyclase-activating polypeptide type I receptor-like. Gene Ontology annotation, molecular function: peptide hormone binding; G protein-coupled peptide receptor activity. The record is from RefSeq and is a predicted model, not a curated record. Lineage: Eukaryota; Metazoa; Chordata; Actinopteri; Anguilliformes; Anguillidae. The transcript has 13 exons. The coding region runs from base 735 to 2075 and encodes 446 amino acids. Gene Ontology annotation, cellular component: plasma membrane. Gene Ontology annotation, biological process: cell surface receptor signaling pathway; adenylate cyclase-modulating G protein-coupled receptor signaling pathway.